AUGCGAAUGAUAUAAGAAAAUUUUUCACUAAACACAUGGUCAAUGAGAAUCUGGGUACGAUCUGCCAUGCUCAUGUGGUUCACGCUGACCUCAGUGAAUAUGGAGCAUUGGACGAGAAGUGCAUCAAAUUGGCAGAGCUUGCUGCCACAGCAGUUGAUUUCCCCAAAACUGGAAAGAUUGUCACCAUGCCAUUUGAACUCAAACCGAAAAUGUUUCCCGACUUUAUGGAGAAAGAGGAAUUUCAGUCAUACAAGUCGGAAAAAAUUUUGGGCAAGCUAUUCCGCCAAGUCAUAGAUGCUAAUGACAAAGAUGUGGUAGCUUCUGAGCUAAAAUUUGUUCCUCAAGACAUUCUUUAUGAUGCAGACCUUCAUAUCCCCGGAUCCACAAAUUUCAUUACUGAUGCGUGGAGCCAUAAGUGCUCUUAUGAUGGGCGGCUAAAUGGACUUCUGGGACUGUAUAAAGUGCGCAGAGAGGAAGAGAUUGUGACUGGGCACAUUUGGUCCCUGCCAAAGUAUAGUAGCAACAAGCAAGGGCAGCUGAAAGAGAGACUCAAACAUGCUUACAGUGCCCUCAGGAAAGAGUUCAGGAAAGUUUUUGAGAAAAUGGACUCAGAUUUCGAACAACUUUCUGAUGACGAGAAGAAUGCCAUUUAUGAACAAAAGGCAUCAGCAUGGUAUCAAGUCACUUAUCAUUCUUGUUGGGUGAAGAAGUCAAUGGAGUUGCAAGAGCCAGAUGGGGAUGUGGAGACAGUAAUGUUGAGCUUUGCUUGGAUAGCAGUUGAUUACCUUGCUCGGAUCAAAAUUAGGUGUGGCGGAGAUGGAAAUGCUGACCUCACUAAGCCAAUCAAUGCUUUUGCGAGGUACGUUGCUGAUCGGAUAUGACGGAUAAUCAAAGCUGUUUGAAGUUUUCUUCUAUCGUUGCUUCAAACUUUUCUGGACACGACGUUAUGGUUGCUUUUGAACUUUCUGGCCUCAAGGCCACUCUGCCAUGUUCUGUUAUUGCCCUUGCCUCUUUAUGCUUGUAGUGUUUUGCCUAUUCAUGCUAUAAACUAUGUAUCUGUAUUGUUAUAAACAUAAUGUUGAAAAUGCUGUACUUUUGCUUGCAUUUUUUGGCUUGAAUAUCGUUAGCAUUAACUUGUAAAUUUAUUUUCA
Ilex paraguariensis (yerba mate) is the source of this 1151-nucleotide messenger RNA. Lineage: Eukaryota; Viridiplantae; Streptophyta; Magnoliopsida; Aquifoliales; Aquifoliaceae. The record is from the annotation of a GenBank genome assembly.